GCCUCCUUACCGCCAUCACUGCGGCCGAGUUCGAGUUACGCGGCGUCGACUUUCCAUAUACGUCCAAGCUAUGCAGUGCCCUGAUGAUUUCUUACCGCUGCCCGCGACCUGCGAAGGCCUGUGAAUCUCCGAGUGCCAUAAAAUGGCAGAACGCGCAAUAGCGUGAGGACACACUUCUUUCCUUCUCCAGGCGCAAUGGCAACCACGCAACAUCCUGAGUUGACCAAGACCAUUUGCGUCAUUGGGUCCGGUGCUGCAGGGCUCAUUACUGCACACACACUCCUCCGCGAUGGUUUUACCAAUGUCGACGUGAUCAGCAGAGAUAGCUCUGCGGGAGGUAUCUGGGCGGCGGAGCGCGUGUAUCCUGGUCUCGUCAUUAACAAUGUGCACGGCGAGUUUAGGUUCUCGCACCAGCCCAUGCCUGCCCCGACAAACUCGGAAGAGACUGGUGGCCGCCUCUCCGGAGACGAUAUGCGCAAGUACAUGGAGUCAUUUGCCGAACGCUUCCUCAAGGGCCGGAUACGGUAUAACAUGGAUGUCCUCAGAAUCAGCAGGCAUGCUCCCAGCAAGGACGGCGCAUCGACUACCAAGGGCUGGACAAUCGAUGUCAUGGACAGGAAGACUGAGUCUCAAUUCCAGCUCGACUACGACAAGGUCGUCCUUUGCUCUGGAGGCUGCAGUGAGCCAUACACCCCUUCGACCCUGACUGAAAGUGCUGCCAAGGAAGCCGGCUUCACCGGUCCUGUCUUCCACUCUGCGCAGCUCCGCAAAAACAUGGACAGCAUAUUGGCUGCCGUCAAGCCCAUCACGGAUGUCAACCCUGGCAGGGCGAUUGUUAUCGGCGGCGGUAGGUCUGCACAAGAUGCCGCCGCAUUCCUUGCAAACCAGGGACGCAAAGUUUCAGUCGUCUUCGAGACCGCAGAUGCAGUCAUCGCCACCCAAAGUCCUGUGCCCGAGGUCAUCCGCAAGAGCAGGUUGAUGUCCAUCCUAUCCCCCCAUGCCGAGUUAAACACCAACCUUGAGCGGUUCCUCCAUAAUACUUGGGUAGGCAGCCAGAUAACGCACGGUAUCUGGAACGCACUAGGAAGCAACUCGUUCAGUGCUCUCUCCGUCCCCCAGAACUCUCCCCUCCGGAACUCACACUCCCUGUUCUGGGAAGCGCGCACCAAUGAUGAGGGCAAGACGAACCCAUACCGCUUCCAUGGCCUCGUUGCGGCUGGCAAGAUCAAGCUCAUCGCUCCCAACCGUGUAGAGAAGUUCGGCAGCGACGGACACUCGGUCGUCCUCUCUGAUGGCACUCGGGUCGAGGCAGAUGCUGUCAUCGUUGCCACUGGCUUCAAGUCUUCGUGGGGAAAGAUGUUCGACCGCAACACGCUAGUUAAGCUGGGUCUCGAGCGCGAAUCUGCGUCUUCGCGUAACAUCAACUACACCGAAGAAACCAACUACGCCUCGCUGUCCGGCACAACUUUGCCGCAUCCUGCCAAGCCUAACUACAAGUUCCCUGCGUGCAUCUAUCGCGGUAUUGUCCCAGCUGAGAACAUCCUCGAACACGAUUUCGCCAUCAACGGCGCCAUCAUGUCCGCGAACAACGGCUACACUUUCGAGGUUGCCUCGCACUGGAUCGCGUCGUACUUCCGCAAAGACAGAUUCCUUGACAUGCCUGCAUCCGUGGGCGAGGCGGUCAUCCAAACCGAACGGCACAAUGCGUGGCUCAGGCAGCGCUACCCCGGUGCGCACGGUGCUCUCAGCGAGAGCUACAGCGGCGAUAUUACAUUCUUCAACUGGCCGCAGACGACCGACGCACUGCUGCAAGAUAUGAGCCUCCGGACGAUGCGAAGUGGAGGUAGCUUCCUCACCUGGCCGUUCAAGUCCAUCGACAUCUCGGAGAUUGCAGACCUUACGGAGGAGCGUGAAGAAAAGAGAAUUAGCCAGCCGGUGUGGUAAACGUCGGCUUGAAGCUAGUAAAGACUUCCUUUCCAGUUGCAGCAGUAUUUUAUAUGUAUGCGCUAGCUGUAUCUUUUUUUAAAUCAGGUUUUCUUGUCAUGGAUUUUUAUGUCAAUGUACAGCGUUUCAUGUAGAGGACAAAAUAGAGAUAAUCAACCAAUGUUAAUGUUUGUGCCGC
Messenger RNA from Phanerochaete carnosa HHB-10118-sp, 2122 nucleotides. RefSeq lists its product as uncharacterized. Gene Ontology annotation, molecular function: oxidoreductase activity. Bases 196 to 1944 code for a protein of 582 amino acids. The record is from RefSeq and is a predicted model, not a curated record. NCBI's taxonomy places the organism in Eukaryota, Fungi, Basidiomycota, Agaricomycetes, Polyporales, Phanerochaetaceae. The transcript has 10 exons.